Messenger RNA from Penicillium paradoxum, 678 nucleotides. RefSeq names its product HCNGP domain-containing protein. The transcript is spliced from 3 exons. Lineage: Eukaryota; Fungi; Ascomycota; Eurotiomycetes; Eurotiales; Aspergillaceae. Gene Ontology annotation, biological process: regulation of DNA-templated transcription. The coding region runs from base 1 to 678 and encodes 225 amino acids. The record is from RefSeq and is a predicted model, not a curated record. Gene Ontology annotation, cellular component: nucleus.
AUGCUUGGUCUCGGUGUAUAUGAGAGCAGCAGCGAGGAUGAAGUAGAGCACAAAGAACCUUCGCCGAAUUCUCAGCGCAAAAAGGAAAUACCGCUUGCAACCUCGCAACCUAGUCAAAAUGAAGUUCAUAAUCCGGUCAAGGAGCUACCGACUGAGACGCCAUCCAAUGCUGCCACUGAUGUAGUUCCAAAUGGACCCGUCCUUGGCCCCGCAUCUAUGGACAUGGCGCCCCUCCCUGAAGAGAGGCAUUCGCCAAGCGGACGCUCAUCCCCCUUCUCAACUACGCGAGCACUCAUACAAGACCUUACUCUUCCCCCGGUUCCCAAUCUAGAGAUUCCACAAUCACCUCCUGGAUCUCCCAACCCAGCCGCGAAUGCGAAAUUCGAACAUUUCCUCUCGCUUAAAAAGCAAGGCGUUCACUUCAACUCGAAGCUUGCUAGUUCAUCAUCGCUCAAGAAUCCAAGCUUGCUGAUGAAGAUGAUGGAACAUGCUGGGAUUGACGAGCAAUCGCAAUAUGACACAUCGCUACCAGCCGAUUUAUGGACUACUUCUAAUCUACCUGACUGGGGAUUCAAAGAAGAGCUUUUGAGAACCCAGCAGAUACUUCGCAAAAAGACGGAAGAGCAAAAGGCAUCGGGCCAGCGAACUUCAGUCGGAUUUGUAUCUGGAUCAGCUUGA